CUGACGACCAUACAUUUCUUUGCCUCGCCGGGGAAUCCUCAACCCUACGGACCAGACAGAUUCAUAUAUGGUUGGGGCUCAUUCUUAACUUCUGUCGAUCAGGAUGGGUCUCUACGUCUAAUCUUGCACGCCCAUGAAGUUGACUGGUACGAUACGAAUCAUAACGACAUCCUUGGUUCUCCGCUGCUAAAUGAUUCCUUAGCCAUCCGGGCGACAAUUCUGAUUCUUAUACAGGCCGCUCUCCCUACUGUUAGUUUACUAGGAAUUGUCCGAAGCGGAGGGGGCCAGUUGAAUAGUAGGUCUAAUCUAUUGCAUUACGACCUCGAGACGAAUGUCUAUAACGUUUCCAACAAGGUAUCUGUGACAUUUACAGUUUCCAUUUACUUCCGGAAUGGCAACCGUUGGACAAAUUUUCCCGUUCUUGCAAGGCAGUCCCGCAUAUUUAUCACCGGACGCAUUCUUGGUAUCACAGCUGACACACCUCCACUGGCAAUUGGCGUGGACGAUGUUUACUUCAUUCCAAAUCUCGGCUCUAUUACGACAUCUCUAGUGACACCUACCUCUUCGGCGGGAACGCAGAAGCAAGCAGUCCCACGCAUCAGCAACGAAUAG
Penicillium subrubescens is the source of this 612-nucleotide messenger RNA. RefSeq lists its product as uncharacterized. NCBI's taxonomy places the organism in Eukaryota, Fungi, Ascomycota, Eurotiomycetes, Eurotiales, Aspergillaceae. The transcript is spliced from 3 exons. The record is from RefSeq and is a predicted model, not a curated record.